AUGUGUUCUCCAACAAGUAAGCUAAGUAAAAAGUACUCGAUAGAACUAGCAAAUGGUAAACUGAUAGAGACUAGCGAAGUCGUUCGUGGUUGUAGUAUUCAGUUAGACGAUCAUAGUUUUACUAUCGACUUAUUGCCAGUGGAGCUGGGUAGUUUUGAUGUAGUUGUGGGGAUGGAUUGGCUCUCCAAGAAUAAAGUUGAGAUUAUUUGCUCGGAGAAGCAAGUGAGGAUACCUCGUCCUGGUGGUGGUGAAGCAAUAGUUGUUCACGGAGACCAAUCGAGUCGAGUGUCGAGUGUUGUUAGUGUUAUGAAGAGGCUUAAGAUGUUGCGUAAGGGUUAUCCUGCAUUCUUAGUUAACGCAGUGGAUACAAAGGCUAAAGGAAGGAAGAUCGAAGAGAUUCCUAUAGUUCGCGACUAUCCAGAAGUUUUCCCUGAAGACUUAUCUAGAUCGCCCCCUGCAAGACAUAUCGAGUUUAGAAUUGAUCUGGUACCCGGUGCUACACCAAUUGCAAAAUCUCCUUAUAGAUUGGCACCGUCAGAGAUGAAAGAAUUGUCGAAUCAGCUUCAAGAGCUACUAGACAAAGAUCUCGACAAAGAUUACAAGACUUCAAAGUAUUAG
Molecule: messenger RNA, 618 nt
Organism: Helianthus annuus (common sunflower)
Lineage: Eukaryota; Viridiplantae; Streptophyta; Magnoliopsida; Asterales; Asteraceae
Exons: 2
Coding region: 1-618 (205 amino acids)
Source: RefSeq, a predicted model, not a curated record